Pseudomyrmex gracilis is the source of this 1101-nucleotide messenger RNA. RefSeq names its product methyltransferase-like protein 5. Gene Ontology annotation, molecular function: rRNA (adenine-N6-)-methyltransferase activity; nucleic acid binding. The transcript has 2 exons. Gene Ontology annotation, biological process: DNA repair; rRNA methylation. NCBI's taxonomy places the organism in Eukaryota, Metazoa, Arthropoda, Insecta, Hymenoptera, Formicidae. The coding region runs from base 343 to 978 and encodes 211 amino acids. Gene Ontology annotation, cellular component: nucleus; nucleoplasm; SOSS complex. The record is from RefSeq and is a predicted model, not a curated record.
GUAUAAAUAAUAUAUAUAUGUAUAUACAGUCAAAUCUCGAUAACUCGAAUCUCAAGGGAAGAGAAAAAUCUUUGAGUUAUAGAGGUUUUGAUUUAUCGAAGUGUUUUUUUCCUUUCCGCGGAGUGGAAGGAAAUGAACAAAAUUUUCGUAUUAUAGAGGUUUUCGAGUUAUUAUAAAGGUUCGAGUUAUCGAGGUUUGACUAUAUAUACAUCAACAAUAUAUAUUUUAUUACUAAAAACUAUAAAGCAUUAAUAAAAAUAUAAAAAAAUUAAGUUAUAACUAUUUAUCAGAUAGAUUUCUGAAGUGAAUAUUGUUAAUAAUUUUUGAUCACACAUAAAGACAAUGACUUGUCUUCGGCUUUGCAAGUUAGAAGAAUAUCUACAACAAUUGGAUGUGUUUAAAGAGCCAAAAGUUUUACUAGAACAAUAUGCUACUAGUGCACAUAUUGCCUCACAUAUGUUGUAUACCGCACAGUCACAGUUCAAUGAUAUAGAAGGUAAAAACAUAGCAGAUUUAGGCUCUGGAUGUGGCAUAUUAUCAUUAGGUGCCAAAAUGUUGGGUGCUGAGUAUGUAAUUGGAUUUGAAAUAGAUACGGAUGCAGUUAAUAUACAAUAUAAAAAUUGUAAUAAUAUAGAACUUUUUGUAGAAAUAGUGCAAUGUGAUGUAUUACAGUACUUGCCAGGAAAAUUUGAAAAAUUCUUUGAUACUGUUGUGAUGAAUCCACCUUUUGGUACUAAGAACAAUACUGGCAUCGAUGUAAGAUUUUUGGAAGCGGCGAUUAAACUUACGUCAAAUGUAGUUUAUUCUUUGCAUAAGAGUAGCACGCGAGAUUACAUUCUUUCAAAGGCAGCGCAAUUUGGUGCAAAAGGAACAGUAAUAGCUAAACUCAGAUACGAUCUACCACGAGCUUACAAAUUUCACAAAAAAGCCUCUGUUGAUAUUCAAGUGGAUUUUAUAAGAUUCGAAGUAAACCGCUGACUUUUCAAAAUGCGCUUUUUAAAAUUUUACUCAAACUUAAUGCCCUGAGCUAGCGGUAGUUCGUUUCCGUAAUUGAUUGUUAUUGUCGCACGUCGCAUAUAAUGCUUCCAUGCGUCGCUUCCG